AAUACCAACCAAGCUUCUCGGUCCGCUGCAAAACGCAUUUGACGGCGAUUUCAGUUUCUUUCGAACCAUCGUGGAGGACGGUUCUCGCACGGGUGUUGUCGUUGUCGUGUGCACUUUUGCUGCUUUCGUUUGUUUAUUUGCGUUCGUCUGCACUUUGCAACUACGCGCGUUGGUGCUGCCGUCGUUCCGUACUUGUGUACUGCAGGCCGAUCCGGUGCAAAUGUGUGUGAAUAAAUGACCAUCGUAGCCAUUUCCUUAUCGCUGGUCGUGGAAUUCGGUUUUGUGGCAAGUCGUUGAAUUUGAAGUGUUGUGCAGAAAGAAAAAUAUAGAAAAUAAAAAGUGUUACCAAGAGUGAAUUGCGGGCCCGCGAUCUCGCCCCCGGAUCGAGACGGCGUGCGGCGGCGGUGGAACCGGCCAGAGCUAGCGAAUCCAAAAACCUGAAUCUUGUCGGCGGGAGAAAGUUUUUUGGCACUUGUUCCGUACACCGUGUGCGAUCCGGAAUUUGGGUUUGCGGAGCGCAAUCAAGAAGACGACUGGCUCGAACUUUUCUACCGCCCAUCUUGAUUCCAUCUGAUCGACUUCCGUCUGACGUUUUCUUCGGGCGAAAGAAGACGUCCCAACAUCAUCAGCCUCGAAACAGCACAAAGCAUUAAUAACCCGUCAUCAACAUCAAACACUGCUUGGACACGCCACACCGUCCGCCGGUUCCACGUCCCUCUUCCAAGAGUCAUGGACUAGGGGCCACUCGUUUCCGGAAGCGCAAACAAACGUGGAAUCGUAGCGUGAACCUCUAGCAUCCCUUAUUCGUCUCACCACGUUCACCACCACGUCGAUUGUGCCGUUAGCUGUCCAGUGGUGGAGCGUGGUGUGUGUGUAUGUGUGUGUUUGUGUAUGUUUAAGUCGUCGAACCUCCUCUAUUGGAACUUUCUUCCAAUAGAAACAGAAAGAUAAAUAUGCGAAGGAUUGUGAUGCUGUAGAAAAUCGUUUCCACGGCUACUCACAGCUCAUUACGCUGACAACGCUUCGUUGUCCCUUCUAGUUUAAAAUCGAUCCAGAUUGUGAAGCAAGCAAACGAUCAAAAUGAACGGACUAUCCACGCUCAACAGACUGUUAGGAAAAAGAAACAAAGAUGUUUCCAAAUCUACAUCGAACCUCAGUCGGUCCACCACAAACCUGGACACCCCUAGUCACUACAACAAUAGAAUCAUACAGCUGCCGGUGGUACCGAACACGCCGUUCGAGCAGACGUUCCGCGUGACGGUGCUGCUGCCCCGGGAUCAGCUGUACGUGGCGCGGGUCGGUGCCAAAACGAAGCUCUCCACCCUGCUCGAGAUGGUGUGCAGCGACAAGCUGCUCGACGCCCCGAAGUACCUGUUUCGCCAUCCGGUCGACUUUCAGCAGGGCUUCGAGCUGGACAUGAACAUCGGCGAGGUCGGGCUGAGCGAAAUCCGGUUGAUGUCGCGCAAGGAGCUGGAAACGCUGCGCAACAGUGACUACCGGCUGAGCACGAGCGACAUCUUCCGGAUGCACCAGAAGAGUGCCCGUGAGUCAUCGGGAGGAGGUGGCGGUGGCGGUGGUGGUGGCGGCGGGGGUGGUGGUGCGUCUGUUACCUCCUCCGAGUUGAGUCGUACUUCGAAGCUGGUCUUGAAGACGACCUCACCGUACAGCUCCACCAAUUCGCUCAACUCGAUGGAUUCGUCCGGGGUGAGCUCGAGCUCUCGCGGUGCGCCUACAUCCAACGGGCAUGGAGGCAAUGGCCACCAUCAUCCUAUGGGGCCUCCGGUAGCGCCGACGCGCAAAAAGCGUCUCGCACCUCGGCCACCGAGCCAGAACUCGAUACCGGAGACACGCGUACCACCGCACAACAACACGAACGGGGAGAAACCACCGGGUCCGGAAGAUCACCUUUUCAAAGAACCCCAGUUACCUCCGUACUCCCGGCAAAACUUUCACGUUUCCACACCCAAUCUGUACGAUCGCGAGCUGAAAUCGGUUGACAUUAUGAACAACAACAACAACAACAACAACCACAGCACCAACAAUAACGUGCCAAACCCAAAGGCCACCAAUGGCGAUCGGAAUGGAUAUGCCGUGGAAGCUAACAACAACAACCCUGUGCACGCUGGUGAGCUACAGGAGGAGGAGGAUCGGAAAAACCUCAUCAACACUAAAACGUCCUACAGCACGCUGAAGAACCGGCCGACGUCAAUGUACAUCAUUCGUGAGCCCGACCCGACGGCAACACUGCAGCGGUCGAGUGAGAAUGGCGGUAGCAUGAUGGACAUCCACCAUCAGCAUUCCCGUGCCUCUUCCAGCUGCUCGGAUGCGAAGGAUCCGCGCGAUUUUCACGACAUGCCCGAACCAACGCCAAGGAAGCGCUUGAACUCUAGUGCGAAAAAAUCUAAGGCACCAGCACCACCGCCGAGGGCGAAAACAACCACCAUCACACCCGUACCGACGCCUUCGCCUCGGGCCCUGACCCGCUCCACGUUAGAUCUGCUGCGUGAUAACGAUGCCGGCAUCUCCGAGACGGAUUCCAACUUUAGCAGCGAACCUGACGAUACGCAACGGAACAGAGAAUCGCGACUGAAUGCCGUCAACGGUAGUGUCCAUCGUGCGCCAUCGUCCGCACACCAAAAUGUAUCGAAGGUGAUGCUGAACGUAGACAAUCCACUGCACGAUCCCGUCGUAACCUCGACGACACCGGAUGUUGCUGGCGAACGGAAGCAUCAGAAGACCGGUUCGACUUCGUCGUCCGUUUCGAUCAAAAUCAUCGGCCAAACAGCGGCCAGCACAGAGCAACAACAAAGGGAGUCAAACAUGGUAUCCACUCCAACGCCAAUCGUGUCGAAGGUGCAGAUUGGAGGUGGCAGCCCGGCCGCCCAGAAGGUGCCAGCAUCGCCCGCCUCUCCCGGUGACAACAGUUCGGACGAGGAAAUCAAAAUCUAUAACAUCGAGUCCGGGAAGGCGGUUGUUAAGAAAAAGGCCACGGAUCAGUCGUCGGAGGAAAAGAUCAAGCUAACAGCCACGACUAACGGGGCAAACAGCAUCGUUCAGGUGCCCACGCGCCCAGUGCAGCAAGCAGAAAAGCAAGGACCGAUCGAUACGCAGCUGGAUAGCAAUGGGCAACAGGAAGAGGAACAGUGGACCUAUAAGCUUCCCGCCCCGCCAACAUUCGCCGACGCCUCGAUCAAGUCGAGCGAUUACGACGAACGGGGCCAGUUUUACCGGCCGGCGUCAACCUUCGUCGACAAUACGACACUGCGCAGCGACAUGCUUACGGUCGUGUCGGACGAAAUGACGGAGCGCAUCGAACCGUUCAUCCAGGAGCGUCUGCAGACAAUGCUGGACCUGGUGGAGGGCCGUCCGGAAGGCACACCAGCGGGCGCAUUCUACACCAAGCCGCAGGUUCGCGUCGGUAGAGAGAGCCCCGAACCGGCUCAGGAAGUGGGUGGCGGUCACGUCAGCUCAGAUGUGGAGGAUGGGUACCGUGUCGGGGCCAAUGAGGUGGGUAGCACGCAGGAAGCGCGUGACGUUUGGCUACAGACGCUCGAGAAACGGCGCGAGAAGAUUAUCGAGAGUGAGUUGGCGACCUUGAGCGAAUCGAUCAGCGGGAAGAAUGCCACGACCACAACUUCCACCUCCACCACCACAACCACUUCGGGACAUAAGGUGGAAAGUCGUCAGGAAUCGGUCACGGAUCGGAAGGGCAACGUUAUGAGCGAACUGAAUCAACUCCUGCGAGAUGGGGUCGAGUUGAGCCGCACGGAGGAAAAGGAGAUUGCCGUUGCGAAUCGGAGCAGUUUGGCCAACUUUAAGAUUUCGACCUACAGCAGUACGGAGAACAAGGAAAACGUCAUCACUACGAGCACUACGGUUGUUGAGAAGCGAGAACGUGAGUAUCACCAACAAGAGGAGGUUAAGGAGCAUGUUAGUGUGGCGCCGGCGAUCGCAAAGAAUGGCCACAAUACCGAAGCAACUCUGCCGAUCAGUGCAGCCGAAGAAGAAGUGGUAGAAGAGGUUGGAGUGAUCGUACGUCGUAAAAUUUCCGUCGAUUCGAUCGUCCGUAAACCGCACUCUUCCCUCACGCAGAGCAGCGACGAGGACGACCAAUCAGUGGCACUCCGGUCCAACGGUAGCGGGGCUUACCAGUCUGGGGCGAAUGCGAAGAAGGAGCUCGCACCGGUCAAACGGCGCAGCCUUACCAUGCUCAACAAAAGCCCGCGCGGAAUCAAUCGGUCCGAUUCGUUCCAUUCGACUCGAUCGGACUAUAUUGCAUCGUUGAAUUCACCGGCCCAGGCGGUGACCACCUCCUCCACCAAGCUACAGCUCACCCCCAGAAGCACCUCGUACAUUUCACUGAUCGGGGCACAGCGUUGGGAGAACCGCGGGCUAGCCUCAGCUAGCAAUGGACUUUCCGGUGCGCCCACCAUCAACCGGCGCAUGUCGACCAGUGAGCUGAGCAUCUCCGAUUCGCCCUCGCUCCAGAGCUUGGAGGUGAUCAAAAACAUUCUAAACACGUCACGCAAAAACAGUAUGAACAAUCUACACCAAGUGGGUGCGUCAUCGGAGCAGCGUGGCGGCGCUUCUUCCUCCAGCGAAGAAAUCGCGCUCCCCUCAAUGGCCGCUAUUAAGCGAAACAGUUUUACAGAUAUUUCAACGCUGGCCCAGCUGAACGCGGGCAAGGGGCAGAUGCCGGGUACCGGUGUGACGUCCGGUAGCGUACGGAAGGACAGCAUCGAGGAAGCCAAGGUUGAGCAGGAACCGGAACAGGAAGAAGUGUUGAAAGUGGCACAGGAUAUCAAACCGCACGUCGACGUUGUCGUGAAGGUGGAACAAACGAAAAAGGAAGUGCUGGUGGAAAAGCGUACGGAGAAGAUUCUUGUGGAUGAACUUCCUAAAAAGGAAAAGUUGGUCGAGUUGGAAGUUACCGAGAAGAAGGAGCAGAAGCCGGUGGAAUUGAAAAAGGAGGAGGAAGUAUCCGCCGCGAUCGACAUGAAUCUAGCCAGCGAGUCGAAAAGUGACGAUGAAAAGUUGCAAAAUAAGCAGCAACAAGAACAUCACCAUCACCACCAGCACCAGCAACAACAGCAGCAUGUCGUGGCCACCGGUAAGGAACCACAAACGACGGUCGUAAACAUUACGACCAACAGUACGGUAGUGAGCAGUAGCAAUACCGUCGAUACGAGCACAACCGGUGCCGUAACAUCGGUCAACGAAUCGGACACGAAGAAGUGGACCUACCAGGGUCCACCGACAAUAAGCUUUGCCACCUGGAACGAGCGACCAAAGAUCGACGUGUCGAUCAAGUCGGAUCGUGACUACCGCUUCGGGGGAAGUUCGACGCUUCCCCGUGGCUUCCGUAAUGUGAACAAUGUAAGCAGCACCAAAAUAAGCAUCGGUCCGGGUGGAACCACCACCUCUACCACGACCACCACCAGUACGAGCGAAACUUCCGCCGGGUUCGCUCGACGAACGAUCCAUGAGGUCGACCAGCAGCAGCAACCCUCCGGGCAGGAGAUUGUUGCCCCCAAUGUGCCAUUGCCAGCGUCGCAGCAGGAACGUCGCCAGCAGGAACCUCCGGCGGUCGUGAAGCUUCCCGCAACGCCAGCAAAGCCCGCUGUAGCAGCCACCGUGACUACUACUCCCCCCGGUGAACGAUUGCCGAUCGUGCGUGCCGUAGAGUACAAGAAGAACGUUACCCCACGCCAGCAGCCACCGCCGCCGGUGGAACCAAAGCCUUCGUAUUUCUACGAAACAUUCUCGCGGAACGAUUCCACUACCAGCUCCUCCGGUAGUAGCUCGAUCGUUAGUAUCAACGGAAAUCCUCCGUCAAACGCCGCCGCCUCCACCAACACCACCACCACCGCCGCCACGGCUAUAAGCCGACUUAGCUUUGGUCCCAAACCAUCCACCAUUCUGCAGCCAACCGUUCGUGGGUUCAAAUCGCUCGACGAAAACACGGUAUCCCGCCUGCGGCCCGUCUCGAUGAUCGACACAAGCACGCUGCGUAAAACUGUCGUACCGCUAGGGGCGGCACCUCCAACCGAGGAUACGACGGCCCCGAACUCGUUGCCCUUUUCCCAGAACACGCUGCGUCGUACGGGGCUGAAGGAUAGAAUUUUGGCCAAGGAACAACCGUCCACCGAUGCGACGGUGGUGCCACAGCAGACGCAAACAAUAGCUGCUGUCAAGCUGAACGGUCUCGGUACGGCCGCACCCGUUCCGGUGCCACCUCCCGUGAGACCCGCUUCGUUCGCUGCAGCGAUUCCGCCUCCACCGGCUCCGGCCAUGCCACCGGCAGUGGCCGCCAAAGCGACACAGCCCGUCGUGCGCGGUGCGAUCGUAAAGAAGUCGCCAAGCACCACCACCAGCCCGGCCAUCGACCCCCGUACGGCAUUGCUCGAUGCCAUUCGGAACUUUAACAAGGAUUCGCUGAAGAAGGACUGAACGUUUGAGAAUUCAGGUCAGCUAUGGGUAGGGAGAAAAGAAAAUGAAAGUACGAACGCUAAGCAUAUGCGUAGGACCAAAGGAGUGUUGUAGCAUAAAGGCUCAAAUGUGUUAGAUAGGUUGAACAUGUAAUAUUCUUUAAAUAUUCAUACUUUUUUUUUCGUUGGGAGGUGUUUUCCUUUGCUGUAUUUCUACUCAAAUUUUAAGAAUUUUCCAAUGGCCAGGUGUCGUUCUUGUGCUCGCGCACGGAAUUGGAUAAAUGUAUUUUUUCUUCUUUCCCUUUCUAAUCCGCAGUUGAAUGCUGUGGGCUUUGUACCAUUGCUUUUUCCCGUUUCGUUUAAGUUUGUUGUAAUUUGUAGUCAUUACAAGCAGGUACACCACCUUAUACACCAUUAGUUUCUAGUGCAGAAGUGAAACCGUUCGUCUGUAGUCACCCCACCCUUAUCUAUUAACUGCUUUAUCGUGCCUCUACUGUCACGGCUACACUGCAAAGAACCGUACGAACCGAACCGUUUCUGGUUGAAACCUGGGUUCUACGUUUGCGCCAACCAUUGGCGUUCCAUAUAUGUAGAACGUUGGAAAAAAGGAUAACGUUUGCACAACACAUAUCACCCAUUCAUCCUGUGCUUAAGGAUGGUUUUUCCAUUAAUUCUAAUAAUUCUUACUUCUUCAACAUAGUCACACACCAAUCACAUCGGUUCUGAUGCGAAAAAGGAAACAUAGAUGUUCACACGACGCAACAGGUACUAGGCAAGCAGGGACUCUAAUACGAGCACAUAAUUUAGAUUAGCGAAUCCGUAUAGUAGUCAUUAGACUGGACAUAAUUCGUAUGGGGUUGUUUAGCAGUUGGAAUGGUUUUGUUUCAUACUAAUAAUAUUUUAUCUAUCGCCGUCAGGAAUAUGCACUCGUACCUACGAUAGUAAUCGGGUGGAUGUAAUCCAUUCCAUAAUUUCAAAAGGCCUAGAAGGGAUAUGAAAUCGUGAGCUGUUGUAUAAUUCCGAACUGUAUUUUUUACCGCGCAAGUGUCUUAUACAGUCUUGUAGCGUAGGAUAAGAAUGAAAUAAAAUGGAAGAUAUUACAAAUUUACUAAUAAAAAU
Molecule: messenger RNA, 7547 nt
Organism: Anopheles coustani
Lineage: Eukaryota; Metazoa; Arthropoda; Insecta; Diptera; Culicidae
Product: serine-rich adhesin for platelets
Exons: 7
Coding region: 1081-6450 (1789 amino acids)
Molecular function (GO): actin binding
Source: RefSeq, a predicted model, not a curated record